This is a messenger RNA of Haemonchus placei, 267 nucleotides long. The record is from the annotation of a GenBank genome assembly. NCBI's taxonomy places the organism in Eukaryota, Metazoa, Nematoda, Chromadorea, Rhabditida, Trichostrongylidae.
AUGUUCGAGGAGAAACUCAUCGUCGGAGUGGCUUCGGCCUGCUCCACAGUGGCCAUCGUUGCCUGCCUCAUUGUGGUCCCAUCUCUCUACAACACCAUCAAUGAGAUCCACGAUGAGGUUCUCGACGGUGUCUCCGUGUUCCGCGUCGAGACUGACUCCGCCUGGACCCAGAUGAUGGACUUCCAAGCCGGAGACGGGAAAGGUCGUACAGCCAUCAGUGUGGAGCGUCUUGGCUUGGUGGGCGGAUUAGCUAGUCGCGCGGUAUAG